Eruca vesicaria subsp. sativa (arugula) is the source of this 609-nucleotide messenger RNA. The record is from the annotation of a GenBank genome assembly. NCBI's taxonomy places the organism in Eukaryota, Viridiplantae, Streptophyta, Magnoliopsida, Brassicales, Brassicaceae.
AUGACGUGGCAGUUCCAGGUCGGAUCACUAGCCAAGAAGUACUCAGUCUAUAUACCAGAUCUCCUCUUCUUCGGUGGUUACGGUGGCAUGGUGGCUUUCAAGAUCGUGGAAGAGUAUCCUGAGAUGGUUAGAGCCAUGGUGGUGUCAGGUUCGAUACUUGCGAUGACUGAUACGCUCAGUGAGUCAAAUUUGAACCGGAUAGGGUUUAAGUCGUCAGCGGAUCUCUUGUUACCAACUUCGGUUAAGGGACUCAAGACUCUCUUUGCUCUUGCUGUUCAUAAACCCAUGUGGUUCCCAAACCGGCUCUUUACGGAUUACCUAAAGGUGAUGAUUACCAACAGGAAUGAGAGAGCAGAAUUGUUAGAAGGUUUAGUCAUCAGCAACAAAGAUGUAACCAUCCCUCGUUUUCAAAAGAAGAUUCAUGUUUUGUGGGGUGAAAGUGAUCAAAUUUUUAAUCUUGAAAUGGCCAAGAACAUGAAAGAGCAACUAGGCGAAAAUGCAACAAUGGAUAUUAUUAAAAAGGCAGGUCACUUGGCACAUUUGGAGAGACCUUGUGUCUAUAACAGACGUCUCAAAAAGUUUCUUACUUCAGUUUACUCCGAAAACUAG